AUGACGCUCCAGGACGAGACUUUAUCCGCUCGAUUCUUCUGUGAGGAACUUGAGGAAGAUCUUACUGCACACAUACAAAAACAAGCACAAUUGAGUGUCUCCAGAGAUGAUCAAUUUCCAGUUAUUGCACAGGAAACCGUGGACCUUAUUGCACGUAACAUUGUAGGUCGGCAGACAUUGUUUGAGUCUCCAUUUGGUGCCCGUGUCUUGUGCUACGCAGACUUUACAGCCAGUAGUAAAUCUUUGCAAUGUAUUGAAGACUAUUUGAAUCAAGAAGUUAUGCCACUCUAUGGUAAUACACACACUACGACGUCUAUUACGGGGCUACAGACUACUUGUUUUCGACAUGAAGCACGGCAGAUUGUCGCACAGGCUGUGAACGCCAAGAUUACAGGACGUGGGGCCGAAGAUUGUGUAUUAUUUACGGGACAAGGAAGUACUAGUGCAGUGGUCAAGCUAGUGCAAGUGCUUGGGUUGCAUCAGUUCAAUGCCAAUGCAGCACCUGAUCAACGCCCCGUCGUUUUCGUCGGACCUUUUGAGCACCACUCCAACCUGUUGCCGUGGCGGGAAACUGCAGCAGAUAUUGUGACUAUUCCAGAAGAUAAACAUGGACAUAUGGACCUGAAGGUGCUGCAGACACAGCUGGAAGUCCACGCAGCGCGACCAUUGAAGAUCGGUGCAUUCUCAGCUGCAUCUAACUUGACAGGUGUGCUGACAGAUAUCGACGCAGUAUCGGCUCUGCUGCAUCAACAUGGUUCACUUGCGUGCUGGGACUAUGCAACGUGUGCGCCGUAUGUGGACAUUGACAUGAACCCUGUGGUGACGGACGAGAAGCGACGCCCCUUUGUGUACAAGGAUGCCGUCUUCAUCUCUGGGCACAAGUUUAUUGGUGGACCUGGCUCACCUGGUGUGCUAGUUGUCAAGAAGCGUCUCCUCACAAAUGCUGUGCCCACGGUCCCUGGAGGCGGGACUGUGUUCUUCGUCACGGAGAACGACCACCGCUAUCUGUCGAACAGAGCUGAGCGUGAGGAAGGUGGUACGCCGGAUAUUCUUGGCAGCAUUCGUUUAGGACUCGCGUUCGAGCUGAAACAGCGUGUUGGGACGAAGAAUAUCUCGACUUUGGAACGACGUAAUGUGCUGCGCGUUCGAGAGUCGCUCUUGCAGAACAAGAGUAUCGUGCUGCUGGGACGCCAAGACAACGAAGUGGAACAGAUCCCCGUGUUUUCAUUUCUUGUGCGUUUCGGUGACCGCUUUUUACACUACAACUUUGUGUGUGCGCUCCUUAACGACCUCUUUGGUAUACAGACGCGUGGUGGCUGUCAGUGCGCUGGCCCGUAUGCUAGUCGCUUGCUGGGUCUUGGUCGUCGUGAUGUAUUGGCGCUCGAAAGUGCACUUAUUGAGAAGAAGGAGAUGUUGCGUCCUGGAUUUACACGGAUGAGUUUCCCCUACUUCAUGGGCACAGCGGAGAUCGAGUACGUGCUGACAGCAGUAAACUUUGUGGCUACUGACGGCUGGAAGUUCCUGCCGCAGUAUAAGUUUGACCACAAGAGCGGUGUGUGGAAGCACUGGACUCGCUUUACUAAGUUCCCCAACCGCAAGUGGAUUUCUCACUUUGCAACAUCGCUAGAAAGCAAGGCUCGUUCCAAGAACCUCGAUGGCAAUGAUGAAACGCUAGCUGCUCACCGUACAGAAAACCUGAUUGAAGCUCGUCGAUUGGCGAACGAAGCAAGUAAGAAGAGUUUUGCUUCUCAGGUGGUAGCAAAGUCUGCAGCACAAAUGUUAGAGGAAGCGGACGAUGAGGCACUUCGAUGGUUCGUGUACCCUUCAGAGGCGGUUGAAGCUAUCAAGAAGGGAGAAAAACCCAUUAUGUCGGAGACUAUUCGGGGUCCUUACCAGCCUGCGCGUUAUACUACAGGUGAACUGAAGGACCAAUGGAAGGAUGCAUCCAUGGAUGUAUCUACUUCCAGCGGUGCGCUUGCCGCGGUCUGUGGUCUAACGACGUGCCAUUCUGUUCCGCCAAUCCCAGCUACUGUGAAUGGUAGCAACAAGUACACGAAGACGUUUGUUGCUACUAACGGCCGUGAGGCGGGAGGCAAGUACCCGCUUCGUUCGACGAGUGUCAAUGAUACCGUCGAGGCUUCAGUUGUUACGCAGACUAAUGCAAACUGUAGCUCUGGCAAUUGCGACACUGGCCGUUGCGAAGUGGGCACAGCCCCGGCAUGCAUAAUUGGCACGACUGCAGCAACGGUACAGAAAACCACGACGGCAAUCACCCAAAAGACAAUUACUACAAAGCUGUUUCCAACGCCUCCGAAGAAACUUUUACGCUGGGUGGGCCAGGCACUGAUGCAGUGGGAUAUGAUUCAAGAGGGAGAUAGAUUGCUACUAGGUGUGUCGGGUGGGAAGGAUUCACUGAGUUUGCUGCACGUGUUGCUGCGAUUCCAAAAGCGUGCUCCCGUACGCUUUGAGCUUGCUUGUGCAACAGUGGACCCACAGACCCCUUCGUUUGACCCGAGCCCACUGAAGGAGUACAUGCGCACAUUGGACGUGCCUUACUAUUACCUAUCCGAGAACAUUAUCGAACGUGCGACGUGUGAAAUGAACGGUGACUCACUCUGCAGCUACUGUUCCCGCAUGAAACGUGGUGUUCUGUACACCUGCUGUCGUACGAAUGGCUUUAACAAGCUUGUGUUGGCUCAGCAUCUCGAUGAUCUAGCAGAAAGUUUCUUCAUGUCAGCCAUGCACAAUGGCCAAUUGCGUACGAUGAAAGCAAAAUAUUGGAACGAUCAACAGGAUGUGGAAGUGCUUCGUCCAUUGGCAUAUGUACGUGAGAUUGAAUUGAAGAAAUUUGCGUAUGAUUCACGUCUACCCGUGAUCAAUGAGAACUGUCCUGCCUGUUUUGAGGAACCAAAGGAACGUCGUCGGAUUAAAAAGAUGCUCGCUCAGGAGGAAAAUUUGUACCCGGACAUGUAUAACAGUUUACGACGGGCAUUAUUGCCACUUAUGGAUAAUGCUAGUUAUGGACCGUUGGAAGCUAUACGUGCACGUGUAGAGCAGGCAAAACAAGAACGCAAACGUACUCCUUCUAGCAAACGGCAUCACACUAUUGGACUAAAGGUGAGUAUAUAG
This is a messenger RNA of Peronospora farinosa, 3129 nucleotides long. The record is from the annotation of a GenBank genome assembly. Lineage: Eukaryota; Oomycota; Peronosporomycetes; Peronosporales; Peronosporaceae.